AGAUGGCGAAAUGGUGGCGCGGCCUGAGAUCCGCGGCGGAGGUGGCUGAUCUACCGGCGUAUUCAUUCGGUCGAUCGAUUCGGUGUUUACAUCAGUACGAGACGAUCCAGGCUAUACCACGCGAGGCUACGGGCCGAAGAGUAUCGGCUCGCGAUCGGACGAUUGGCCGGAUUCCAGCGGUGGUUUUCCCCCAGUCGCUGCUUGACACCGACUCUUCGAAGCGAGGCGUUUCGAGGAAGCAGCUUUUGACGGCAGAUAGGAAGCAGAUUAAGUCCAUUGUUGACUCUGUAGGUCUCCCGUUCUUCUGCUCGACCACUUUCAAGCUCCAGAUCCGAGCUGGGCAGGGUUCAUCGACGCUAGUUGAAUCGGGUCGAGUACUUCCACUCAAGAUUCACAGAGACGAAGCUGGAAAGAUACUUAACUUAGUAUUCGUAUGGGCUGGUGAUGGAGAGCAGUUAAAGGUUGAUGUUCCUCUUGUUUUCAAAGGAUUAGAAAACUGUCCUGGUCUGAAGAAAGGGGGAAACUUACGGUCACUCCGAAGCAGCCUGAAACUUGUAGGCCCAGCGGAACGCAUUCCAUCGAAAAUUGAAGUAGAUGUGAGCAAUCUCGACAUCGAUGACAAAGUGUUAAUGCAAGAAGUUGAAUUUCAUCCAUCGUUGAAGCUGUUGAGCAAGAAUGAAACCUUGCCUGUGUGUAAGAUUGCUGCCACAAGCCCGGUGAAAGAACCAGAAACGGUUCAAGCA
Messenger RNA from Thlaspi arvense, 743 nucleotides. The record is from the annotation of a GenBank genome assembly. NCBI's taxonomy places the organism in Eukaryota, Viridiplantae, Streptophyta, Magnoliopsida, Brassicales, Brassicaceae.